AUGCCCUACCUCUUCCGCGCCUACAGCGCCCAGUCCCAAGGCAUAAACACACCCACGCUCUUCGCCCCCGCCGCAGCCACCACCCCCACCACCAACAACCACCACCUCCCCCUCACAACCUACACUCCCCCACCCCUCUCAUCUCAAGACCUCGGCCCCACCCUCCAAAAAGCCCUCGCCUGGAACAAAACUCUCUCAAGCCCCUUCACCUUCUGGACCGCCUCCCUCCUCUUUGCGGUACAGGUCGCUAGGACCCGGCAGAAGAAAGGCGAGGACGAUGUGCGCAUCACCGCGCAGGAGGUGCAGUCUGUUAAGACUCCUGCUGGGAAGGACGUCACGUUCACGUCCGUGUCGAAAAUGUUGGGGGAAUGUGGGAUUCGGCUGGAGAGGGCCAAUGGCGAGGAGAAGGAUUACAGGGAGGUUUUUGUUUCGAUGGAUGUGCUCGUUGUUCCUGCUGGUGGGGCGGGGAGUCGGACGGUGGGCAUUGAGGGGUUGGAGGAGAGGGGGUUGUAUCGGUCGUAUCCUGUGUUGGAGUGGGGGUUUGAGAGGGAGGAUGGAAGGACGAGGUUGAAUCGGGGGACGGAGCGGGUGAGGAGGUGGCAUUUUUGGGGGGAGCAGGGGUUGACGGUGGGGAGGUUGGGGAUUGCGGUGGGGUUGGCGGCGAUGUUUGUUCCGGUGGGGGGAGAGGGGGAGGGGGAGGAUGUUGAUUUGACUAUUCUGGCCCAUCUGUUGGCGUUUCGGAAGAGGUCUGUCGGGGAUCCUGUUCUGCUGCAGUGGAUUGAACAGAAUACGGCCAAGGUCGUGCAGCUGGAAGAUGACGACGAGGAGAGAGCGACGGCGUUUGACAAGGUGUUCGAAGCGGUCGAUCUGGAAGAGGUCAAGCAGUUCUUCGAGCUGCAGAAGUUGUUCAAGAACAGGAAGAUCUCGAGUCAAGCUCUUGACUUGACAGCGACUGGGGGCGUCGGUCAGAGUGAGAUCGAUGCUGAAAUGGCAGACUGGAGGCGAUGGGAAGACCAGCAAAGGCAGGAGUUUCGAGCGAAGAAGGAAGCUCGAGCGGGCUAUGAUCCCAAUUCCACGCGUCGCGAACCAAGAUUUUCGCAGAGCAGUCCAGACAGCCCCAGCGACAGCAGCACGCGAGAUGCUGCAUACGCGGCGCGGAGAGCAUCCAGACCAUGGAUUCCUCGAGAGCAGUACAUCGAACAGAGGAACAACCGAGCGCAGAAAGGCCGAAGAGAACACCUCGCAAACACUACCAGGGCUUCUGAAAGAGUUUGGCAGCCGAGAGGUGUGGACAAGACGAAGAGGUACGGCAGGGCGGACUCGAGGCGAACAAGACGAUCACCAGCUCGUGGUGGUUGA
Molecule: messenger RNA, 1359 nt
Organism: Zasmidium cellare ATCC 36951
Lineage: Eukaryota; Fungi; Ascomycota; Dothideomycetes; Mycosphaerellales; Mycosphaerellaceae
Exons: 1
Coding region: 1-1359 (452 amino acids)
Source: RefSeq, a predicted model, not a curated record